AUGUCUCCUGGGGCCACUUUCCACAUUGUCCUGAAGCAGGACGGACAACUGUUCCCCCUUGUGGACGACUUUUCGACCCUCAGCCCCUUCAGCACGGGAGGCGACUCGCUGAUCAUCAAGGAACGCCUUCCUCUCACGGAGGCUCACUACUCUCAAACGGAUACCAGCAUGAACAGCAAGAUCUGGGACCUCAUUCCCAUCAUGGAACAGAGGGAACUUGAGUCGCUCCACACAAUGUUUGAGAUGUUCCGUCUGGUUCACCAGACCAAGGACGGAGUUUACGACCGUAGAGUCGUUAAGAACAAGAUGAAGGACCACCUGUUCAACCAUGAGCUUAUCCGCCUUCACUGCCUCAAGUGUAUCGACAACAUCCUCCAUUCGGUUUGGUAUGCCCACACGCCCAUCUCCUUCACGACGUGGGGAGGUCUUGAAAACAGGAAGCCCAAAGGUCAAAUCGAGCCGCUCCAGGCCGUUCUCAAGCGUGCCGACGCUAUGAAGGCGGAGGGAAACAGGUUCUACUCUGAAGAAAAGUAUGGCAAGGCGCUCAAGACUUACCGCGAUGCUCUGGAGAGCACACUCUGGAACAACCUUGCCACGACUAUCCUCAAGCUUACCGACGUCCAUGGCCGUAACUUUCACUUAUUUACCGCUGCUUGCCGCAGCGCCCAAGUUGCCAUGGAUAUGCGCUUCAUCACCCACCGCCAGCUCGCCAAGGCCUAUGCUCGUUCUGCCGAGGCAAUGCUCGGUGUUCAGCAGUCCCAGCCCUCCAAGCUCGAGUUGGACGGCGUCCCCAUCAAGAUGCGCCUGACGCUGGACGCGGCGACCGACAUCAACAUGAAGCCCAACACGGUCUACUCGGUCAUGGUGUCGCUCGCGGACCCCGACAACGGUUCCUGGGCCCACGCCAACUGCCACGACCGCCACGAUGGCUGCAUCUCGCUCGCCGUGGCCCAGAAGCGCAUCGACGCGGCCCGUGAGAAGGGCAAGAGCAGUCUCGCUCUCCCUAGCGGUAUCCAUGUUGUCAUCGAGGUCCCGCCAGCUUAG
Molecule: messenger RNA, 1044 nt
Organism: Apiotrichum porosum
Lineage: Eukaryota; Fungi; Basidiomycota; Tremellomycetes; Trichosporonales; Trichosporonaceae
Exons: 5
Coding region: 1-1044 (347 amino acids)
Molecular function (GO): protein binding
Source: RefSeq, a predicted model, not a curated record